Molecule: messenger RNA, 1947 nt
Organism: Tetranychus urticae (two-spotted spider mite)
Lineage: Eukaryota; Metazoa; Arthropoda; Arachnida; Trombidiformes; Tetranychidae
Gene: Aldh7A1
Product: aldehyde dehydrogenase 7 family member A1
Molecular function (GO): aldehyde dehydrogenase (NAD+) activity
Source: RefSeq, a predicted model, not a curated record
UAAUAACUUGAGAUCCCUCAUAGUUAUAAAACUGAUAGAGCUGAUCACUUUAUCAGAGAAACGCUUGACAAACAAAGAUUAAUUUCAGCUAUCUUGACUCUAUCAGACUCAGAAAACCAAAGGCGAAAAAAAUAUCCAAAUCCUUUUUGAAAAUUUGUAAGUCUAUCCAAAGCAUUGUGAAUAAUGAUUUUCCAAGUAGUGUCAAGAUCAUUAUUGAAAUUUAAAUUCAACAAUUCAUAUAGAAGCAUUUCAUAUCUCAUAUCAGAUCCAAAGUAUAGCUUUCUCAAAAAUUUAGGACUAGAGGAACAGAAUUUAGGAGUUUUUAACGGCGAAUGGUCUGGUCAUGGAAAGAUUGUCAACUCAAUAUGUCCUGCUAAUGGUCGCCCCAUUGCUUCAGUGGUGACAGGUGAUAUAAACGAUUAUGAGAAUGCUGUCAAAUCAACAUACGACUCCUGGAGUACUUGGUCUGAGAUUCCAGCUCCUAAGCGUGGUGAGAUAGUUCGUUUGAUUGGAAAUGCUUUGCGAGAGAAAAAAAGUGACUUAGGUCGGUUGGUUUCCCUUGAAAUGGGUAAAAUAUUGGCUGAAGGAGAAGGCGAAGUUCAAGAAUAUAUAGACAUCUGUGAUUAUGCUGUUGGUUUAUCGAGAAUGUUUGAAGGUAAAAUUAUACCUUCCGAAAGGCCUGGCCAUAUGUUGUUAGAAACUUGGAAUCCAUUGGGUGCUAUUGGUAUAAUAACAGCCUUCAAUUUUCCUGUCGCUGUUUAUGGCUGGAACAAUGCCAUUUCAAUGGUCUGCGGUAAUUCAAUGGUCUGGAAAUCAGCUCCAACAACACCAUUAUCCAGUAUAGCUGUUAUCAAAAUUGUUCAAUCUGUUUUGACACAAAACGGUUUACCAGGUGCUAUAUGUUCACUUGUUUGUGGUGAUUGGCAAGUUGGAGAUGCUAUGGCGAGGGAUAAAAGGUUACCUUUAAUAUCAUUUACCGGAAGCACUUCGGUUGGUAUGGAAGUGGCGUUGAAUGUUCAAAAACGCUUUGGACGAUCACUACUGGAAUUGGGUGGCAAUAAUGCUAUCAUUGCUUGUGAAGAUGCUGAUAUAGAAAUGUUGGUUCGAUCAGCAUUAUUUGCUUGUGUAGGAACAGCUGGACAGAGAUGUACAACAACUCGUAGGUUAAUUGUUCACCAAACAAUUGUUGACAGAGUUUUAGAUCGAUUGGUUAAAGCUUAUUCACAAGUUCGUAUUGGUUCACCUUUGGAUCCGAGUACUUUGUGUGGGCCGCUUCAUUCAGAAUCAGCUUUGAGUGUAUUUAACGACACAAUCAAUGAAAUAAAACGGUUAGGUGGUACUAUUGUUACUGGAGGUAAAACGAUUAAUCUAGAUGGUGGUUAUUAUGUAGAACCAACCAUUGUAACCAACAUUGACCAUAAAUCUCCAAUUGUUCAAAGGGAAACUUUUGCACCAAUUGUCUAUGUAUUACCUUUCGAAACAUUUGAAAACGCAGUGACAAUUAAUAACGAAGUAGAUCAGGGAUUAUCAAGUUCAUUGUUCACUCAAACGUUGAAUAAUGUUUUCCGAUGGAUUGGACCAAAAGGGUCAGAUUGUGGCAUUGUCAAUGUUAAUAUACCAACAAGUGGAGCUGAAAUUGGAGGCGCAUUUGGCGGUGAAAAGGCAACUGGCGGUGGAAGGGAAUCAGGAAGUGAUUCAUGGAAGCAAUAUAUGCGUCGUUCAACUUGUACAAUCAAUUACAGUCGCGAACUGCCGCUUUCUCAAGGGAUUAAAUUUGAAUAAUUGUUACACGCUUUUAAACUGAUUUAUACAGAUUAAAUAGUUCCAGUACUAUUUUAAGACAAUUUUUAUGAAACUAAAAAACUGCAAUUUUCGACGUAUUUUGUAUCUAAGUUAAUGACUUGAACAAGAUGAUUAGAGAAAUAAACACAAUUCUACAACGAAAAA